Molecule: messenger RNA, 2780 nt
Organism: Rosa chinensis
Lineage: Eukaryota; Viridiplantae; Streptophyta; Magnoliopsida; Rosales; Rosaceae
Product: probable disease resistance protein At5g66900
Exons: 6
Coding region: 34-2520 (828 amino acids)
Biological process (GO): defense response to fungus
Molecular function (GO): ADP binding
Source: RefSeq, a predicted model, not a curated record
GAGUUGGGUGGUGUUUGUAGACUUGUAGUUAUUAUGGAAGUGGUUAUUACUGCAGUUACCACAAUUGUAGGGGCUGCUCUAGGAGCAGCGUUCCAGCAGCUCUUUGAUGGUGUAAUAAAGGCAAACAGAAAAGCUACAAAGUUUAAUUCCGUCUUCGGGGAUCUCAAUCUCACGCUCCAGUCUUAUCAAGAAUUGGUUAAAGAUAUAGAACAAGUUGAAAAUUUUCAACCAUUGCAGGGCCUAGAUGGUUUCAAAACGAAGAUGGAGGAGGGCAUACAGCUUGUUGACAAGUGCUCCAAUAUUCAUCCCUUGCAGUUGAAGAUCAAUUUCUUCAAAAAGAAGAAAUACGUUGGAAAACUUCGUGCAUUGGAUGGAUCUCUUAAACAACUCUUCCUCAUAUUGAAAUGGCAAGUAGACAACAAUCUGAGGAACAGGGUAAGCGAUUUGCAGAGGUCGGUGGACCGAAUUGAUAGGAACGUGGUGGCGCAAAACCGGACUGAAAAUCAAAUUAGAGGUUGGUGCGUGGUACCUAAUCCUCCGUCAUUUACUGUUGGAUUGGAUGAGCCUUUGAAGGAUUUGAAGAUGACGUUUCUAAAUGAUGAUCAAGUGUCAAUGCUUGUGCUCACUGCUCCUGGAGGAUGCGGGAAAACCACUUUGGCACAGUUGUUCUGUCGAGAUGAGGAAGUCAAAGAAAAAUUCAAGAAGAAUAUUUUCUUUGUCACUGUUUCGGAAAAGCCCAACUUGGACCGUAUUGUAGCAGAACUGUACCAGAGCACUGGAUCCCAAGUACCUGCGUUCCAGAAUGAAGCAAAUGCACUCUGCUGGCUGCAAGAAUUUUUGAUAGAAACAGGACAAAAUCCUCUACUUUUGGUCUUGGAUGAUGUUUGGGAUGGCUCUUCAGAAUCCCUGCUGCUUGAUAAGUGUCAUGAAUUCAAAAAUCCAAAUUACAAGAUUUUGGUGACUUCCAGAUUUUAUUUUCAAAGAUUUCGACCUUCAUAUAAAUUACGUCCACUAAAUGAUAAAGAUGCAUUGUCCCUUUUUCGUGAUACAACAUCAUUGGAAGAUAGCGAGUUUGUUAUACCAACAGUUCUGGUGACAAAGACUGUAAAGCUCUGUCAAGGAUUUCCACUAGCCAUUUCAGUGAUCGGAAAAGACCUUUGCAACCAACCUGCCGAGAUCUGGGAAAGAAGAGUGAUAGAAUUGUCUAAAGGUUCUUCCAUUCUUGAUUCUGAGAAAUUUUUGCUUAAUAGACUACAGAGCAGCCUAGAUGCCUUGGGUAAAGGACUGGCUCUAGUCAAGGAAUGUUUCAUAGACCUUGGUUCAUUUCCUGAAGACCGAAGAAUCCCAGCUGCUACCCUCAUUGAUAUGUGGUCAGAGUUGUAUGGCCUAGAUUUGGAUUACUUGUCCAUUGCUUUCCUGCACGAUCUCAGCAGCCGCAGUCUAGCCAAUCUCAUAGUCAUAAGGAAUGCAAAGGAGGAUGCGAAUGGCUACUAUAAUGAACACUUUGUUACCCAGCAUGACAUACUUAGGAGCCUGGCUAUCCAUCAGACAGGUCAUGACCCAACAGGACAUAGCAAAAGGUUGAAUAUAGACAUACGCAAAGAUGAUAUUCCUAAUUGGUGGUCAGAACAUAAGCAGAAACCCAAGAAGACUCGCUUAUUAUCCAUCUCAACCGAUGGGGCGUUUUCAUCAAAAUGGCACAACAUGCAUCUGCCGAAAGCUGAGGUUCUGGUUUUGAAUUUUCAGACAAAGAACUAUGCCUUUCCCAAAUUCAGGAAGAUGUCGAAGUCGUUGAAGGUUCUAAUAGUCACAAAUUAUGGUGUCAUACCAGCUGAAGUGAGUAACUUUACAUCAUUGGGUUCUUUGUCUGAGCUGAAGAGGAUAAGAUUAGAGCGCAUUUCAGUUCCUUCCAUUACCAAGAACUCCAUACAGUUGAAUAGUCUACAAAAGAUAUCUUUAUUCAUGUGUAACAUCAGGCGAGCUUUUAGCAACGGUUCCUUCAAAUUUUUUAAGGCAUUCCCGAGCCUUAAAGAAAUCAACAUUGACUAUUGCAAUGAUAUGAUGGAAUUGCCUGCUGACAUCCGUCUUCUAAUCCAUCUAAAGAAGCUCAGUAUCACCAACUGUCAUAAGCUAUCUGCCUUGCCUGAAAUGAUUGGAGAGCUAGUCAAUUUAGAAGUUUUGAGGUUAAGGUCCUGCACAGACUUGUCAGAGUUGCCAAGUUCAGUUAGGAAACUUGAAAAACUAAAGGUUCUUGACAUAUCCAAUUGCUACAGCAUUAAGGAGUUGCCUGAACACAUUGGUGAAAUGUGCUGCUUAGAAAAGCUCAACAUGAGGCAGUGCUCGAGAUUGCAAGAGCUGCCUGAAUCAAUUUUGGAUCUUGAAACGUUAACUGAUGUGAUAUGUGAUGAGGAGACAAAAGGGUUAUGGGAACCUUACUUGCCCCUUCUCAGCAACCACAUACAGAUAAGGUUGGUCAAAGAGGAAAUCAACCUAGAUUGGCUUCAAAUGCUCCACUCUUGAGAGCUUUCAUUCCUCUAUACACGAUACAUGAAAUGGCGCUCCAGAAGGUUCAUUCUUGAGUCUUGUUCUUUUCUCAAAUAAAUAUUGGAGCUGUAAAUCUAGAAUAUGUGUCUGGCCCAAACACGAGGUAGUUGAAAUAGGAUUUAUAUUAGAGAUAUUCUGGGAGAAUCUUAGGAGAUAUUCAAUCAAUGUACGAUUAUGUUUCCAUAUACAACUUUAUCUCUAUGCUUGUAAUUCUCUAUAUAAAGAGGCCCCUAUUA